This is a messenger RNA of Eruca vesicaria subsp. sativa (arugula), 336 nucleotides long. The record is from the annotation of a GenBank genome assembly. Lineage: Eukaryota; Viridiplantae; Streptophyta; Magnoliopsida; Brassicales; Brassicaceae.
AUGUCCAACUCUCUCCCACUCGAAACAUUGAACCAACGAUACCAGAAGAGAUUAACUUCACUAGAUUCCGAGGUACUAAACCUUGUUAAGAAUGUAGAGCAUCUGGAGAUCAAACUAGAAGAAACAAAGCGUACUCUCCAUGUUAAAGAAUCACAAAUCCGUCAACUCGAAUCCACCAUAAGUUUUUCAGAGCGAGGAAUAGCAGAGAUGGAAGACAUUUUCCAGCAAAAGAUAAAGGCAGAGAUUGAACAUCUUACAUUCUCAAGAUCAGUGGAGAGCCUAAAAAGAAAGAUCAAACUAAUUGAAGAAGAGAAGGCAUUGGCAAGAAGCUCAUAA